AUGGCGGCGGCCGCGCUGAGGCGCCCGGCUGAGGAUCCUGUGACCUUUAAUGAUGUUGCUGUGUACUUCUCCUGGGAGGAAUGGAGGCUCCUUAUUGAGUCUCAGAGACGCCUAUACCACGAUGUGAUGCUGGAAAACUUUGCACUUAUAUCUUCUCUGGGUUGUUGCCAUGGAGCAGAGGAUGCAGAGGCACCCUUGGAACGGAGUGUUUCUAUAGGAGUGUCACAGGCCAGCUCCUUCAAGGCAGCUCUGUCUUCCCAGAAGAUCCACUUCUGUGAGACUUGUGGUCCAGUCUUGAGAGACAUAUUCCAUUUGGCUGUGCCGCAAGGAACACCACACACCCAGAAAGUGUUCAAGUGUGGGGUAUGUAUGAAACAAUUUUAUUUUAGAGCAAACAUCCAAAAACACCAGAAAAAGAGAAAAACUUGUCUCACCCUUGGAGAAUGUAAGAAAUCGUUCAGACCCAAAUGCGCACAUACUGAGGACCAAGGUGUUCACAGUGGAAGACAGUGUUUUAUGUGUUGUGAAUGUGGGAAAGCAUUCAGGUAUCAGUCCUCGUUAGAAGUUCACCAGAGAGUGCACACUGGUAAAAGGCGUCAUGUGUGUAGCGAAUGCGGCAAGACUUUCAGAAGAACCUCAACCCUCAAUCAGCAUAGAAGAAUUCAUUGUGGGGCAAGGCAGUACAAGUGCGGCAAAUGUGGGAAGACCUUUAACCAUACAUUUGUCCACAUUUAUCCCUGGAGAAGUCACACUGGAAAAAAAUGUGACUUAUGCUGUGAAUGUGUGCAGUCUUUUCACCUUAGAUCCAUCCUUAUACGACAACGGACAGUUCACUCUGGAGAAAGGCGUUAUGAGUGCACACGGUGUGGGAAAUCCUUUAGGAGAAAAUUUUACCUCAUUGUACAUUGGAGGAUUCACACUGGAGAAAGGCCUUAUGAAUGCGGUGACUGUGGGAAAACUUUUACCAGUAGUUCAGUACUUAUUCUGCACCGGAGCAUACAUACAGGAAAAAGGCCUUUUGAGUGUAGUAAAUGUAGGAAAUCCUUUACCAGUAGUUCGAUACUCAUUCUACAUCAGAGAGUACACACAGGAAAAAGGCCUUAUGAGUGCACUGAAUGUUGGAAAUCCUUUAGCCAACAAUCUUACCUCACUCAACACCGGCUAGUUCACAGUGGAAGAAAGUCUUAUGAAUGCAAUGAAUGUGAGAAAUCUUUUACCUCUCGCUCUGGCCUUCGAUACCAUCUGAGAGUUCACACUGGAAAAAGGCCUUAUCAGUGCAGUGAAUGUGGGAAAUCUUAUACCUAUCCCCAUGGCCUUCGUUAUCAUCUUAGAGUUCACACAGGUGAAAGACCUUAUCAGUGCAGUGAAUGUGGGAAAUCUUUUACAUCUGGUUUCAUCCUCAGUAAUCAUCAGAGAGUACACAAAAAAGAAAGACCUUAUCAGUGCAGUGAAUGUGGGAAAUCCUUUAUCCUAAGACAGCAUCUUCUUCUGCACCAAAGAUUUCACACAGGUCAAAUGCCUUAUCAAUGUAGUGAAUGUGGAAAAUCAUAUAGUUCAAAGUUCAAUCUCAUUCAACAUCAGAGAAUUCAUACAGGAGAAAGGCCUUAUCAGUGUAGUGAAUGUGGGAAAUCUUUUACCUCUAGCUCCGUCUUUAAUUAUCAUAAGAAAGUUCACACUGGAGAAAGGCCUUAUCAGUGCGGUGAAUGUGGGAAAUCUUUUAUAUCAAGUUCUAACCUCAAUGCUCAUCAAAGAGUACACACAGGAGAAAGACCUUAUGAAUGCAUUGACUGUGGGAAAUCCUUUUUCCGAAAAUAUCACCUUCGCACACACCAGAGAGUUCACACAGGAGAACGGCAUCAGUGCAAUGAAUGUGGGAAAUCUUUUGCAUCUAGUUUUAAUCUCAGAAAUCAUCAAAGAGAUCAUACAGGAGAAAAGCCUUAUGAAUGCAGUGUAUGUGGGAUAUCUUUUACCACUAGGAGGAAACUUCGUUAUCAUCAGGUAGUUCACACUGGAGAUGGGCCUUUUGAGUGCCAAGAGUGUGGGAAAUCUUUUACUUCUUGUUAUGCUCUUCGUGAUCAUCAGAGGAUUCAUACCAGCAAAAAGUCUUAUGAAUGUAGAGAAUGUGGGAAAUCUUUUUCAUCUGGCUCCGGCCUCCGUUAUCAUCAGAGUGUUCACACUGGGUUAAGGCCUUAUGAGUGUAGUGAAUGUGAGAAAUCUUUUCUCAAGAGCUCAACACUCAUUCGACAUCAAAGAAGUCACACAGGAGAAAGGCCUUAUUUAUGCAGUGAAUGUGGGAAAUCCUUUACACGGAGAAAUCACCUUCUUGUACACCAACGAGUUCACUCAAGUUAAAGUCCUUAUGAGUACAGUGAUGUGGUAAAAUCUUUAAGGAUAGUUCCCAGUCCAAUUAACAUAGAGUUCACACUGCCGGCCGUUGUGGCUCAGUGGUUGAGUGUCAACCCAUGCACCAAGAGGUUGCUGGUUCGAU
Molecule: messenger RNA, 2488 nt
Organism: Molossus molossus (Pallas's mastiff bat)
Lineage: Eukaryota; Metazoa; Chordata; Mammalia; Chiroptera; Molossidae
Product: zinc finger protein 814-like
Exons: 3
Coding region: 1-2352 (783 amino acids)
Biological process (GO): regulation of transcription by RNA polymerase II
Molecular function (GO): RNA polymerase II cis-regulatory region sequence-specific DNA binding; DNA-binding transcription factor activity, RNA polymerase II-specific
Source: RefSeq, a predicted model, not a curated record